AUGCGCAACCUCAUCUCAACGGCGCAGGUCCUUCGCCAUGUUUUCGUUACUCCUCUACAAGUCCCUCGAUUCCAACUUCCCCGCCGGGCUUUGGCCCCUUCACUCAACCAAUCCCGACUCUACCGCGCAAGCCCUCGAUCGCCACUAAACCAACAGGCGCAAGGCCAAAAACCCGCCCAGUUGAUGGAUGAAAACAUCGAGGCCAGAUUUAUUCAAGUUGUGAACGAGGAGGGUGGCUUGAAUCCUCCCGCAUUGCUCCGCGAUGUGCUCGGCUCAAUCGAUCGCAAACAGUAUUUCGUGAUGCAGGUGUCUCCUACGCUGUAUGACCGGCCCACCGUCUGCAAGAUUGUGAGUCGACUCGAAAUGCGGGAGCAGGAACGAAAAAAGGCGAAAGCGGCACACGCAGCCAAAGUGUCGACCAAGCAGAUUGAAUUGAACUGGGCCAUUAAUGCGAAUGAUCUCGAGUAUCGGCUGAAGCAGCUGAAGACGUUCUUGCUGAAGGGUCGGAAAGUGGAGGUCAUUCUGACCCGGAAGAAAGGCAAGAGGGCGCCCAAUGUGGAAGAGAUCAAGCAUCUCAUGGACAGCGUGAUUGAGGCCAUCAAGAGCGUGAAGGCCAUACAGGAUAAACCGAUGGAGGGAGUUCCGGGCAAGCACGUUAUUUUUGUGGUGAAGAAGAACGAGGAUGUGGAAUGA
Molecule: messenger RNA, 693 nt
Organism: Aspergillus affinis
Lineage: Eukaryota; Fungi; Ascomycota; Eurotiomycetes; Eurotiales; Aspergillaceae
Product: putative translation initiation factor IF3
Exons: 1
Coding region: 1-693 (230 amino acids)
Biological process (GO): mitochondrial translational initiation; ribosome disassembly
Cellular component (GO): mitochondrion
Molecular function (GO): translation initiation factor activity; ribosome binding
Source: RefSeq, a predicted model, not a curated record